Messenger RNA from Nicrophorus vespilloides, 1802 nucleotides. It is a transcript of the gene Spindly, whose product is annotated as protein Spindly. Lineage: Eukaryota; Metazoa; Arthropoda; Insecta; Coleoptera; Silphidae. The record is from RefSeq and is a predicted model, not a curated record. The coding region runs from base 117 to 1784 and encodes 555 amino acids. The transcript is spliced from 4 exons.
UCAAGUUUUUAUUUAGUUUUGAGUUUGUAUUUUAGCAACUUUUUGUAACGGUUUUAGUCGUUUAAGUCAUUUCUGAUUUCGAAAAUAUAAAGUUGCAACUGGUUGCGACAGCAAAAAUGCAAGAGGAUAAUCUGGAUGGCGAAAAAUACGGUGAGCAAUACGUAGCGAGGCUGAAGAAUAGAUUUGAGCAGCUGCUUGAACAGAACAACCAGAAGAUCCAUGAACUCCAGAGAGAAUUAUCAAGGGCCACAGCCGUGGAAAGGGAUUACAUCCAGGAGAUUGAGAUACUGCAAAAUGCAGACAAGACAGAGUGCAAGAAGCUGUUGGAAAGGAUCCAAGGGUUGGAGGAGACAUGUCAUGCAUUGAGGGAGAACAGAAAAGAGGACUUGGCAAUGCUUGAAGCAGAGUUUAACACAAAGUGCGAGGAGAACAGAUUGUUGAUAGAGAAGACUGAGAAUUUACAGAGGCUGGCAGAUAAUGGGAAUGUCACAGAGGAGACAGAAAAGGUCAUAGCUGAGAAUGGUAUUCUCAGGGAUAGAAUUGAAUUUUUGGAAAAGAAUGCUGCAAAUCUGAGGGAAACACUAGAAGAAUUGCAUUCUCAGAACAACUAUAUGGAAUUGGAGCUGAAGAGCAAGAUUGAGGAAGUGGCAGAUUUAAACGAAAAUUAUGCAGUAAAAAGUCAGGAAUUGAGAAGCACCAAUGAAAUUGUUGAGACUUUGCAGGAAGAGAUGGCAGUCAUGAAGAGUGAAUUAGAUUUAUUGAAAAACAAGUCUGUGGAUCAUGUUGUUCAAGGAAAUUCUUUGUUUGCUGAAGUGAAUGACAGGAGAGUUCAAUUGCAGCAGAAUAUGACCAUAAUGAAGGAGCAUUAUGUGGAGAUGAAGAGGGAGCGCGCCAAUUUGUUGAACCAGAUUAACACUUUGCAAAAGGAUAAUUUGGUUUUAGCGCAUCGUAUGGAACAGGAUGUUGUUGAAAUGGAAAAGCUGUACUGUCUGGAGGUUGGGAUCACAAAACUAAGAAUUAAAACACUGGAAGAGCUAAUUGAACAAUACAAAGAAAAGGUUGACAAGAAGCAAGUGGAGUUGGCUAAGAUCACGACCGCCCAGCAAAUGGACGAUUUCUUCAACGGCAUCGUUAAAUCCAAGGACGAGGAGAUUGAAAGUUUGAUGAAGAAAUUAGAUAUCGAAUCGAUGUCACAAAUGACCCUUUUCAACAAUCUGAAGACGUGCAAGAGGGAACUGGGCACUAGCAAAUUGGCUGUGCAGCAGUCUCUCAAUGAAAAUACGAAGCUCCGAACCGAAAUGGAUCUAAUGAGGUUAAAUGAUCCAGAACUGAGGAAACCUUGCCAGGAGUGCGCCAAAAGGAAGUACAGAUUCGCAUUACCACAGGCUAAAUUGAGCAGCAGCAGACAGAAGGAGCAACCUGAAAUUAAGCAGAAUAAAGUGUACCUCAAUACAUUCCUCAAAAAUACAAAGAACAAGGAAGCGGAGCUUAUAAAAAGGGAUGACGAUUCGCCACCGAAUGUGAAACAUAUUGCAGUCCAGAAUGAAGCUGAGCUGGAUGUAUCGGCAAGUGUGACGAAGAACAGCGACAUUGAUGCUACGGUCGAGCCGGAAAACAAGGAGAACGAUUUGCCAUCGAAUGAGAGAGGUCAUGGAGCAGUUAGGAAAGGCGUUAGAUUCACCGAUGAUACAGUCGAUCCCAAAACUGACAAGAAAUUUUACAGACCCCGUGGGAAGAUCCUAACUUGCCCUGUUACAUACAUCACUUGCAAGAAAAAAGAGUGAUUUUCCUUUUAAAUUUUA